Messenger RNA from Gryllus bimaculatus (two-spotted cricket), 1552 nucleotides. Lineage: Eukaryota; Metazoa; Arthropoda; Insecta; Orthoptera; Gryllidae. The record is from the annotation of a GenBank genome assembly.
GCAUGCUACUACUGCCCCCGUGGCGACUGUGCGCAGCUGUUCGGGUGCCGCGCACGCUGCCUGGUGAGCGUGGAGCGCAAGGCGCUGUGCGCCGAGUCGUCGCGCGAGGAGGAGCUGGACGUGGACCUCACCUUCUGGCUGUACAUGUCCAUCCGCGUGCUCAUCGGCAUCGUGGGCGGCACCGCCUUCGCCAUGUUCGAGGGCGCCGUCAUCGCCAUCCUGCGCGAGCACAGCGCCGACUACGGCCUGCAGCGCAUCUACGCCACCGUGGGCGGCAUGAUCUCCUCGCCGCUCUCGGGCCUGCUCAUCGACUGGGCGUCGCGCGGCAAGGGGUACACCGACUUCCGGCCUGCCUUCUACCUAUACGCGGGGAUGAAGAUCGCGUCGGGCCUGCUCAUCCUGACCAUCAACCUGGACUUCAAGCAGCCCGCGAAGAACGUGGUGUUCGACGUGCUCACGGUGCUUAAGAACGUGGAGUUGGCCGCGCUUCUCGUCGUCGUCUUCGUUCUCGGCGGCGCGUGGGGCUUCAUCGAGAGCUUCCUCUUCUGGAUGCUGCAGGACCUGGGCGGGUCGCGCUCGCUCAUGGGCAUCACCUUCACGGUGGGCGGCAUCGCCGGCAUCCCGCUGCUCGUGCUCUCGGGCCCCAUCAUCGACCGCUUCGGCCACGCCAACGUGCUCACCGUCGGCUUCCUCUUCUACGCCAUCCGCCUGCUCGGGUACUCGCUGAUCUACAACCCGUGGCUGUGUCUCAUCUUCGAGGCGAUGGAGAGCAUCACGUCGUCGCUGUCGUUCACCGCCGCCGUCACCUACGCCGCCAAGCUCAGCACCACCACGACGGACACCUCGGUGCAGGGGCUGCUGGGCGGCCUCUACUACGGCGUCGGCCGCGGCGCCGGAAGCCUCAUCGGCGGCUACAUGAUGACGUGGAUCGGCACCCGCCCGACCUACCAGGUCUUCGCCGCCAGCUGCCUCGUCAUCGGCGUCAUCUACUUCCUCACGCACAAGCUGUACCUGCGGCGGCGCCCCGACCGCACCAGCAACGACAUCGUCAAGAUCAAGAGCACCUUCCUGGGCGAGAAGUUCACCAAGGACAGGCCGGGCAAGCCGGACAAGGCGGAGAAGGGCGAGAAGGGCGACAAGGCGGACAAGGGCGACAAGGCGGAGAAGACGGACAAGGAGGGCAAGGGCCAAACGGAAGCGCAGCCGAUCAACGAGGCCAAGACGGAAGCCGAGAAGAACGCGUUGAACGCGGCGCGGACGGACGCGGCGGCGGCGUCUAUUGCGGAGGCAGCCGGCAGCUACCGCGUCAACCUGGGUUUCGAGGGCGACGACGACGACGCACACGACAAAACGGCGUAGCCGCCCAACCCCUCCCUCCCCUCUCGUUCCCCCCUCCUCGCCCAUCCCCGUCCCCGUCCCGGCGCCGGCGCCGCCCGCCUCUCCGUCCGAACCCUCCCCCGCGCGAACGCGACCGCGACCGCACCCACCAAUUCGCUUGUAUCAUAGCUUGUACAUACGCACUGGUUUCAAUAAAUUUAUUCUACACAAGGGA